AUGCAAUGAAAUCGGCAGUGGCGUUUCGAAACGCCUACUUUACCAUCUCCCGCUCCUUAAAGCCGAGCCUUAACCGUUCCUUGUUUCUCUUCUCUCUCCAUUCGCUCCCAACCUUCGCCGUUUCUCCUCCUCCUUCUCGGCGACUCAGGCCCGAAACGUUUCCCUCACUCUCCGCCACUAUCUGUUCCUCGACCAUGGCGGCCGAUGAAGCCAACGAGCCACCCCCUUCGUCCCCUUCCUUGGAGAAGCAGUUCGAGAGCUUCCGCGUUCAGCUCGAUGAGUCCGGUAGCUUGCGGGAGCGCAUUCGAGCUGUCGUGAUGGAGAUCGAAUCCACCACCAGGCUCAUGCAGGCUGCUCUACUCCUCGUCCACCAGUCUCGCCCUACUCCUGAAGUUUUAGAGAAGCCCAAGGCUCAAAUUGGUGUGCUUAAGGAGCUCUACAAUCGACUUGCUGAAGUUCUUCGUGAUUGCCCUGCGCAGUAUUAUAGAUAUCAUGGGGAUUGGAAGAGUGAAACACAGACCGUGGUUUCGCUGCUUGCUUUCCUGCAUUGGUUGGAAACGGGAAAUCUUCUGAUGCAUAGUGAAGCUGAGGAAAAGCUUGGCUUGAACAAUUUAGAUUUUGGUCUGGAUGUUGAAGACUAUCUUAUUGGUCUUUGUUUCAUGUCGAAUGAAUUGCCGAGAUACGUGGUGAACCAAGUGACGGCAGGAGACUAUGAUUGCCCAAGAAAGGUGUUGAAGUUCCUGACAGAACUUCAUGCAGCCUUCCGUAUGCUUAAUCUCCGGAAUGAUUUCCUGCGCAAGAAGUUUGAUGGUAUGAAGUAUGAUCUAAGAAGAGUUGAAGAAGUUUACUAUGAUGUGAAGAUUCGAGGCUUGACAGCCAAUGACGAUUCAACUGGAGACCAAACAAGCCAAGGACAACCACAGGUCACAUGAGUGGUAUAUUUUUACCUCUCAGUUUGUUUUCAUUACCUCCUUAAGUUAAAAGCUGUAAUUUUUUUUUUCUUUUUUUAACAGAGAGACAGUCGGCUAUGUAAUUCCAAGAACACUUCUUUUUUUAUUUAUUUUUAUUUUUUUCAAUGGAGUAAAAAAAAAGUCUGAUUAGGGAUU
Molecule: messenger RNA, 1106 nt
Organism: Ziziphus jujuba (common jujube)
Lineage: Eukaryota; Viridiplantae; Streptophyta; Magnoliopsida; Rosales; Rhamnaceae
Exons: 7
Coding region: 6-932 (308 amino acids)
Biological process (GO): RNA metabolic process
Cellular component (GO): cytoplasm; nucleus
Molecular function (GO): RNA binding; sequence-specific DNA binding; single-stranded DNA binding
Source: RefSeq, a predicted model, not a curated record